Molecule: messenger RNA, 270 nt
Organism: Necator americanus (New World hookworm)
Lineage: Eukaryota; Metazoa; Nematoda; Chromadorea; Rhabditida; Ancylostomatidae
Exons: 1
Coding region: 1-270 (89 amino acids)
Source: RefSeq, a predicted model, not a curated record
AUGCAAUUAGCGUUUCUGGACUUUGAAGCCGCGUUCGACUCGCCUCACCGAGGCCGUCUUCUCAACGCGCUGAGCGCCGAUCGAGUACUAGGAAAGUUCGUUCGCUUGCUUGAUGACAUGAAUCAACGACCAACUGCUGCAGUUCGAACAUCAGCCGGAUGUACAACACCGUUUGAAGUAGUAACUGGAGUAAGACAAGGGGUAGUGGCAGGACCUUUCCUGUUCAAUUUCGCAAUCGACGACAUUAUGCGAAGAACAGUCGACCAGUGA